This is a messenger RNA of Doryrhamphus excisus (bluestripe pipefish), 3415 nucleotides long. The record is from RefSeq and is a predicted model, not a curated record. NCBI's taxonomy places the organism in Eukaryota, Metazoa, Chordata, Actinopteri, Syngnathiformes, Syngnathidae.
CUGUGUAAACCAUCUCUGCAGCCAAGAUUCCCUUGAAGAAACUCUGUGUGUCCAAAUGUGUUCUUAAGGUUGUCCAUGAGGUCCAAAUGAUUUCUUAAGGUUGUCCAUGAGGUCCAAAUGUGUUCUUAAGGUUGUCCAUGAGGUCCAAAUGUGUUCUUAAGGUUGUCCAUGAGGUCCAAAUGAUUUCUUAAGGUUGUCCAUGAGGUCCAAAUGUGUUCUUAAGGUUGUCCAUGAGGUCCAAAUGUGUUCUUAAGGUUGUCCAUGAGGUCCAAAUGAUUUCUUAAGGUUGUCCAUGAGGUCCAAAUGUGUUUUUAAGGUGUCGCAGUGUUGUCAUGUGGUCAUGCAUGUCCAGUAUUUGCUCAAAGAUAAGAUAAGGUAUGAAUGAAUGUAAACUAAAUUGUUGCACGGGAUGGUGGGCGUGUCCAGGUGGGAGUGGUGUGGCUGGACUCCGCCCCUGACGAGAUAUUGGAAUUGCUACAUGUGCAGGUGCACACUUUGUCUCUCACACACACAUACACAUACACACACACACACACAUACGGCGUUCAUGGAGCUUGACAGCCUGGUGGCCAACGGGCAGCUUAUAAAAGCCAGAGAAGAUGGAGGCAUUAAAGGUCGAAGUUGGCGAUGGCAGGAGAUGCUCCGCUUCCCGAACAUCAGGCUCUGCUCCAACAUGGCCGCCAGCACGGUGCGGGACUACACCGACCUGUGCGUGGAGCAGCCCAUCGGCAGGAAACUCUUUGAGCUCUUCUGUCGGAGCCGCGGGGACCUCCAGAACCACGUGGAGCUCCACAAGGCUCUGGUGUCCUCUGGUCUUCAGGAUGACUUCAACACACAGUAUGAUGAGGACAGACGUUCGUUCGGAAUCGGCAUCGUUGAACGAUUCCUCUCUCAUAUGUCCAAACAGUUCAUCCCCGAGGUGUCCAAACACGGACCAAGCUGCAUGCAGCAACUGGAGGUGGAUCCUUGUGAAGAUGUCUUCAGAAACUGCCGGGAAGAUCUCCACUGGUACCUGAGUGGAGAACCUUUCCAUCAGUACCAGCAGAGCAUGUACUUCGACCGCUUCCUCCAGUGGAAGAUGUUGGAAAGGAGGCCCAUCACUAAGAACAUGUUCCGACAGUACCGAGUCUUGGGCAAAGGAGGCUUUGGAGAGGUGUGGGCGUGUCAAGUGCGGGCCACAGGGAUGAUGUACGCCUGUAAGAAGCUGGAGAAGACGCAUGUGAAGAAGAGGCGAUGUGAGGCCAUGGCGCUCAAUGAGAAGCAGAUUCUGGAGAGCGUGGACAGCCGCUUUGUGGUGAAUCUGGCGUACGCCUACGAGACCAAGCACACCUUGUGUCUGGUCCUGACCAUGAUGAGCGGCGGUGACUUGAAGUUUCAUAUUUACAACAUGGGUGUGCCCGGCUUGGACGCCCAACGGGUGCGCUUUUACGCCGCCGAGGUCUGCUGUGGCCUUAUGCACCUGCACGCCAAAUCCAUCCUUUACAGGGAUCUAAAACCCGACAACAUCCUCCUGGAUGAGCACGGACACGUCAGGAUCUCCGACCUGGGCCUGGCCGUCAGGCUUUCCGAGGGGACAAAGGUGAAAGGCCGCGCGGGCACCCUGGGAUACAUGGCUCCAGAGGUGAUCUCCUACGAGAACUUCGGUUUCAGCGCCGACUGGUGGGGCCUCGGCUGUCUCAUCUACGAAAUGACGGCGGGACACCCGCUGUUCCGGACGCGAGACAAGCCCUUCAAGAAAGUCCACCUGGAGAUGAAGAUCCUGACGCUAAAGGAGGAGUACGGCUACCGCUUCAGCCAGAGCGCUAUGGACAUCUGCUCCCAGCUGCUUGCCAAAGACCCAAACAUCAGGCUGGGAUGCAAGGAGGCGGGAGGUACAGAAGUCCAGUCGCAUCCCUUCUUCCAAGAAAUCAACUUCCGGAUGCUGGAGGCGGGGCUUGUCAAGCCUCCGUUUACGCCUAAUCCCAAGAUGGUGUACUGCAGCGACAUGCUGGACAUCGAUGAGUUCUCCACUGUGAGGGGGGUCACACUGGACUGCACAGACAAGCGCUUCUACGAGCAGUUCAACACGGGCAGCGUUCCCACAACGUGGCAGAACGAGAUGAUCCAGACAGGAUGCUUCAGGGAGCUCAACGUCUUUGGACCUGGCGGGAGUCGACCGCCAGACUUAACUCCAGACGGGUCCUCUCAUGGGACUGGGGGUCGAAGACGUAGCCUGCUCAAGAGAAUCGUGCGCAAAUUUGACAGUUCUAGGGAUGCACGGUAAUUAUCGAGCCGAUACGAGGGGAAUUAUGAUGGCUGAUAAUAUAAAAAUUAGCUCUGAUAACCCAUAAGUUAAAAAAAAACGCUCCAAUGAGGCAAGAUUAUCUGUACUGUGCGGGGGUGAGCAAAUCAAAUGCUCCUUUGUUCUCCUGCCUGUCGGAACUUCUCGAGUUCACUUGUAAACAAACUUUCACUUUCCCAGACAUUUUGCGUGCUAGUUGUAGCAGUUGUAAUGGGGGGGGGGGGGGGGGGGGGGUGAUAGGGGGCUCAUCAGCCGCAUUGCUACCACGUCCAGGGAUUGUUGUGCCGCGCCGUUGGAAAUGUGCAAAAGGUUUUCCAGACCGCCGUGGCGUCACACCGGCAGCUCUGAGUGUGUGCCCGAAUACAGUGCACCUUGCUGGGCCACAGGAGGUGUACCCCACCCCUCUGUACGCUGCUUCUCCUGGUAGUAGCUCUGAGCUAGUAGUCAUGUCGUCGCAUUUGAUCCGAAUUUCUUCCUGUUCUUAUCUCCAGGGGUGCACAAACUACACUUAUACCUCAUUCUUAAAAAAAGUUUACACAAAAAAGCCGCUUUAUCCGUAUCUUGAGAAAUUACCAUCUGUAUUGCUUUUGGGGGAAAAAAAAAUAUUUUAAACCUGUCCUGGACAACGAGGAACCCUGACCUCCAACGUCUUCAAGGCAGGAAUUAGGAAUUCUGUCCUGGUCCUGGAAGGCGGGAAAAGACAUCCUGCCAAAUGCCGUCCUGCCAGCUUCUUUUAGCUCCCAGUUGCAGCGAGUCAAUGACAUCGCUGCUGCUUUGUAAAUAAACUGUAGACAUUUUAGUAAGUCAAGAGUUGUUUGGUUUUUAAGGAAAACAACUUUAGUGGUGGUGUCGGUUUGACAAAGGUGCAAGCUAACCUCACGGGUAUAAGAAUGGCAUCUUUUUUAUUUGCGUCCAUUAAAAACGUUGAGUAGACGAAGGAGCCGUGAUUAGCUUGUCAUGGCAGGGGUGUCCAAAGUCAGUUUAAAAUAGAAUCAUACAUGAAAAUUAACAAAAAGAGUAGUCAUCUUACCAGAAAAAAAUGGAAAUAUUAAAAUAUUAAAAAAUAGAAAAAAUAUUUUCCCAAUUUCUGCAUUACUAGUAACACAACAAGGACUAAGGCUGCAAUUUGAGAAA